UCGAAUACGACUUCGAAAAAAACGACACGACACUAUCUGUAUUCCAUAAGUCGUUUUCGAUCUUGUACACUCGUUUUGAUGUCGUGUGUAAACGUCAAACGACGUUGAAUGCAGUCAUUCUGCAUUCCGUUCGACGAAAGGAUACGACGGCGACAAAAAAAAACCUUUAUUUGUCUCGUUCAAAAAUUCGAUCCCGACAUAGAAAUGGAAGGCCGCAAAACAUUGAAAUUGACAAACCAAAAUCAAUUCGAGACGCUCGUCGAGUUGAUGGGGAGGAACGUGGAGUUAGCGAGAGGUUUUUUGAAGGGAAUUCAAAAAACCGAUGUUAAAAAGGAAUGGGCUGCGAUAGCGGAGCAGCUUAAUAGCAAGGGUCCUCCAGUAAGAGACGGAGACGGUUGGCAAAAGGUUUGGGCCGACAUGAAGCACAAUGUAAAAAAAAAAAUGAUACACAAUGCGAAAGAAUUAAAUGCGACUGGAGGAGGUCCAAACAAGCUUAAAAUUUUAUCUCCACUGGAAGAACAAGUAUCAAAUUUAUUGCAUAUAGGAAAAGUGGUAAACCCGAGCGGAAACGCUAUUGGUAUAUCGCAGUCCAUUUUGCUUCCUAACUCCUUGGCAACUGCCACAUCAGUUCCCUCAUCAUCGCAAACCCACACUGAAGACACAUCGAUGGAAUUUUUGGAAUCCAUUGUCUUAAAUAUGGAAGAACCGUUAGUCGGAUCUGAAGGUGAAGUUCUGAAGAGGGAAACACAACAUCAGAGACCCCAGAAUGAGACCCUUGGAAGGAAACGAACUCGAGCUUCUGCGUUUAAACAAGACAGAGCAGAGCUUUUACAAAAGCAAACUGUAGUUCAGGAUAUUACCUUGAAUGGAAUCAACGAAAGCCUUGGUAAAAUAGAAAAAUGUACCAAAGAGAUAGAGAGAUACUUCAAAAAGUGUUACCGAUUAGAGGAGGACAAGGCCAAAAGAGAUGCAAAACGUCUCAAAAUUCAAGAAGAAAAACUUCUUAUAUAUAAAAGAGAAACGGAAAGAAAAGAAGCGCAAAGAAAAGAAACAAACAAAAUAAAAAUGAUGGACCUGGAAAUACGGAAAAAACAAAUAGAGAUCGCCGAAAAGAAGCUAUCUCUUAAAUAAAUCAUCAAGUCCAAUCUUAUCCAAAGUUUAUUUUUGUU
Molecule: messenger RNA, 1169 nt
Organism: Eupeodes corollae
Lineage: Eukaryota; Metazoa; Arthropoda; Insecta; Diptera; Syrphidae
Exons: 3
Coding region: 109-1131 (340 amino acids)
Source: RefSeq, a predicted model, not a curated record